AGAAAAGUGUAGAGGCAGCGUUCAAUUUUCCGUCCAAGCAAACAAGCAAAGCCAACACUGUACGCAUUUGCGUAACGUUUCAUAGAAACCGAUUUAUAGAGAGAGAAACCAAUUUCUAGAGAGAGAAACACCCGCAGAUAUGUCGUCUUCCUUCGACGCCUUUAACGACGACUUGAACGUCAACUCUUCUUCCACUCACAACUUCGCCGCCUCUGACCAGGACGACACCUACUCCGGCUACGGCGGUUACUCAAAUUUCUCCGGUGGAUUCUCUGCCGACGGCGAUGUCACCGUCGAUCACGCCGCUGAGGCUUCUCCAGAGAUCUACGGAUUUGGUGAUCCGAAUCCUGGUUACUCUCCGUCUCCCUUCGAAUCUGUCAGCGUUGAGAACGGGAACGAUAACGGAAAUGGAUACGGUGACAGCGACGGUGUUUUUGUCUCCGACGGUCCGAUUCUUCCUCCACCUACUGAGAUGGAGCCGGAGGAAGGUUACGCUCUUCGGGAGUGGCGCCGUAAAAAUGCCAUCGAGCUAGAAGAGAAGGAGAAAAGGGAAAAAGAAAUGAGAUUGAAGAUUAUUGAGGAAGCGGAGGAGUAUAAGGUGGCUUUCUAUGAGAAAAGGAAGCUUAAUGUUGAGACUAACAAGGUUCAAAAUAGAGAAAAGGAGAAGUUAUUCUUGGCUAAUCAAGAGAAGUUUCACAAAGAGGCAGACAAAGCUUACUGGAAGACAAUUGCAGAGCUCAUUCCUCGUGAGGUUGCCAACAUUGAAAAGAAGAGAGGCAAAAAAGAUCAGGAGAAGAAGCCAUCAAUUAAUGUUAUCCAAGGCCCAAAGCCUGGCAAACCCACAGAUCUUUCCAGGAUGCGCCAAAUACUGUUAAAGCUGAAGCAUACACCACCACCUCACAUGAUUCCUCCACCACCUGCUCCUGCUAAAGAUGCCAAAGAUGGUAAGGAUGGAAAAGAAACAUCAUCUAAAGCAACCGGUUCUACAGCUGAAGGUGCAUCAGCAUCACAACCAAAGGAUGCCACCUCUAAUGGCCCUGCAGACGAACCCCAGAAAGAAGCCUCUGCAACCGAGGAGCAACCUGCUGCAUAGUUUUGCCUAUCGUACUCCAGUUUUCUUCUCCCAAUCUUUUGUCUGCUAUCCCUUUUUGCACCUGCGGUGUUUAAUGAAUCGUUUGGUCCUGUUAUUAGUUCCUAAUGCUUACUGGUUGCAUUUUAGUACCUACAUUAAGGUUUUUAAUGAGUUAAAUAUUUAUGGACAACAAUUAUGACAUGGUGAUUCAGUGUUCAUGGUUAUAAAUAGAUGCUUUUAGACAGUAUUUGUAUUGACUUUAUGAUCACAUGAUAUUGCUGAACUGUGCAGUGUCAAUUUUUAUGUAGAUGUACGCCCAAUCUUAGUCGUUGUGUACAAUACAAGUAAUCCACAUGUAUAGGCAUGUUUUAAUCGAUAUGAAUAAGGAGAGGGAAGCUGAUCUACGAA
Cicer arietinum (chickpea) is the source of this 1480-nucleotide messenger RNA. Its product is annotated as clathrin light chain 2-like. Gene Ontology annotation, cellular component: clathrin coat of coated pit; plasma membrane; clathrin coat of trans-Golgi network vesicle. Lineage: Eukaryota; Viridiplantae; Streptophyta; Magnoliopsida; Fabales; Fabaceae. Gene Ontology annotation, biological process: intracellular protein transport; clathrin-dependent endocytosis. The record is from RefSeq and is a predicted model, not a curated record. Gene Ontology annotation, molecular function: clathrin heavy chain binding; structural molecule activity.